This is a messenger RNA of Xyrichtys novacula (pearly razorfish), 4608 nucleotides long. NCBI's taxonomy places the organism in Eukaryota, Metazoa, Chordata, Actinopteri, Labriformes, Labridae. The record is from the annotation of a GenBank genome assembly.
UGAUUUUUCAGUUUUAAGUUCUAGGAAAUGUCAGAAAAAAUCCGAUUUAUGUAGUAUCAUAACUUUUUUUUGUGUGUGUAUAUUUAGACACCAAUAGGUCUGCCUCUUUUAUUUUUAAAAAUCACAAACAGUGAUGGAGCUGUGAAGAGCACAGGAACAUCUUACAGCAAAUGUAAAAACAAACUUUAUACAUUUAAGUUUUAAACACUUGGGUCAGCCUAAAUGUUGCUAAUUGAAGUAAAACGACAGCCAAACAGAAAUUAAGGUGUUGUUGAUCGCUGAGUGUCUUUCUGCCGAACACUAUUAACACCAAUUGUAGAAUGAAUAUGUUUUACAGCAUACAGUGAGACUAAAUUUCCUGUGCGACAGAUAAAGCCCCAUGUCACAGAUAAGAUUGAUAACACAUGCACUGACUGUGCGCUGAACAGCAGACAUUAAUAUAAUGUAUAUUUGGUGUGUUUGUGUUUCUUACAGCACAGUUUGCAGCUCAGAGAGCCUCUUUUAAAGACUGUGAUUUUGAUUCCUGGUGUUUUUGCUGUAUUAGGACUUCACUCUUUGACAAUGCAUCUUCCACUACUGACUCUUUGCCUUCUUGGCACAGGUAAGAAUAAUAUUUAUCUUGACAAAACAAAGUCUAUAAUAAAAGGGAUAACUGAUUAUUGAGGUUAAUUGUACUUGGUUACUAUGCAGUGAAUGGUUUCACGAUUAUUAUAUUAAUUGCAGUUUAGAUUAAUAACUACAAGCAACUAAAGAGACUGACAUUAUUAGUCAGUUUUACUUUAUAACACCUGGCUACUUGGAGGCAUAUUUGAUUUUUUUUCCCCCUAAUUACAAUUAUAUAAAUGCCAUUAAAGCUAACAAGACCAUCAACAAGUUUGGCAAUCUUUACCUUGUUGUACUGGAUGCCUAAAGCCACUGUGACAGGGGAUAGGUGUCAGCGCAAGUGCAUAUAUAACCUUUCAAAGAAAUAUUUACAGCAUACGUUCACAGUGGGUGGUGUGUUUCACUAUUAUAGCAACUUCCCAUGUGUAAAGGACAAGCUCAAAAAAGCAGGAGAGGUGGUUCCAGAAAGCUCCACACAGGAACUUUAAUUUAUCUUAGUCAAAUGUGCUUUUGUCUUUGUGUCACAGCCUGAAAUCUAGAAGUUGAUCUUUUUAAAGCUAAUCGAUGCUAAUUAAUCUAGAAAGUAUACAGUAUAAUAUAAAGCAUCUUAACAAAGUCUGCCUUCAUGUCAUGGUUCAUCCCAAAUCUCUACCAAUGUUCAAACAUCAGUGAGAUUAUACAACCAAAAAAAGGACGUUUCAGGGAUCAUGAGCAGAGUUGAUGUGAAAUCUUAAAAUGAAACAGUCCACGAUCACACGAGAGGGAUAAAAGUUACAACUUAAUUCAAUUACUGCAAUAAAAUACUGUAAAAGCCACUGUGACUUCUUAUUUUGAGGAAGUGUGCCAGUGAGAACAGCUUUAUCUUAAUUUCAGUGACAAUUUUAUGACAAGGAAGUUUUUUUUUUUAAGUAUUGGUUCGGAGUCACAGUAAACAUUCAGGUGACCUAGAAAAGGUUUUGUUUGUCAAAUGUCAUCUCAUUUUCUGUGUCAGCCCUAUUUUAUUCUAAAUAAUGUUGAUGCAUAUUUUUAUCAUGAUAAAUGAUAAUAGGUGGAGGUUUAAAGAUAAAGGUCAUAAAGUCUGAAACUGUUUGCUAUGUAGGUUGGUUGCAAUCAGUGUUGGCAAAUGAAAUAGGGUUUAUUGGUUCAAAGAUCAUCAGGCUUAUUAUCUUUGAUACUACCCUUAUUUAUAAUACAAUAUAUAAAAAACAGAAUAUGUCUUUGAAACAUAAACAAGAAGACCCUAUCUAGAAAGAUAAACCAAGGCUUCAGUUUUCAGUCAUCUAAGGAAGAAAAAAACAACUUUCUAAUAAAAGACACAGUGAUGUGCUCAAUGUCUUUGAUAGUCCAGACCAGAGAGGAAUCACACUGCAGCAUUUCCAGAGAUGAAUAUUAGAUUCUUGACACAUUCAUUACCUUUUUUCCCCCAAACAAACUGACCUUCAUCUUUCACUGUCCUCUCAGACCUUGAGCGACAGAUACCUACUUCCUGCUCUCUAUGCUAAAUUUUAUUUAUUUAUUUAUUGUAUCGUCUGCAUUAAAAUUAUUUGUAUCACUGUAACAUAAAUAAUAUUUUAAAUAGAUUGGGACCCAAAAUGGACGUAAAUGUAUAUAUAAAAAAAAAAAAAACUAGAAUGCAAACCUUGAACUUCAAUCUGUUUUUAAGAAAAAUCUUUCAUCUGAUUUGAGAGACUGAUAAUCUACGACCUUGUCCAGGACCAUAGCUGACACUCCAGUAUCUAUUCAAAAAAAGUGUCGAUUAGGAUUAAUUGGAUGCCAUUUUAUUGAAGUAACAACAACCAUUUUGACAUUUUUAUAUCAAGUUUACCUGCUACAACAGUAAAAACGUUGGUGUGGUUUUUCAAAAUAAAAGCUGAAAUUAAAUUUGGUUGUGUGCUUUUUAAUCUGCACAGCUCAAGAUAUUUCAAAAACUGGACUUUUUAAAAGUAAACCAAACAAUAGAAAGAUCUCUCUCAAAAAAUAUUAAACUCAGUUCCUGUCAAAGUUUGUUGUGCAUCAUGUCAUCUGAGGGAUUUAAAUCUCCUGUGAGGAACUUUUCUGCCAGUUUUGGCACCCCCUGUGGACAAAGAAGUUGUUCUCCAUGCUCAAGUUGUGUUUUCUGAUGAAAAAAUAUCUGUCUCAUCUUGCUGACUAUUGAUAGUUAAAUGUGUCAUUUUUAAAAAAACAUAUAUUUUUUUUAUGGAUAUUGUUAAAACAGAGUUUUUCCAGCAGCUUGGCUGACACAGACCCCCUUUGUACCAGUUUCAGGCAUUGGAAAGUAGGAUAUAUAAAAGGGCCAGUCCUGUCCCUGAUGGUCUUGUUUGCCUUUUGAUAUCAUAAAAAGGCAUCAGUGUAAAUUUCAGUUGAUUUCAUACGCAUCGAAAAACUCCUUACUAAAGCUUUAAACUUGUUAUACUAAAAGCUGAAUUAUGUUGUCAUUGCUCAUUGCUUGUAUGUUUUCUUUUUGCCUCCACAAAGCGGUUCUGUGUGGUGCACAGUCAUCAUCAGCCCCUGCUCCAACCACUGGUCCAUCAUCUCAGCCAGCUACCACCUCAAAUUCCACAGUCGCACAAACAUCGUCCACACCUGUAGCUACAUCUAAUCCCACAGAACCCGAUGUCAACAUGACAAGCCCAUCAACAGACUUACCAUCAAAUGGCACAUCUGUGGACCCCCCAACAACCCCAACUAACGUCACAACCGUCAUGACUUCAGUAACUUCAACCACUUCAAACAGCACUACAGUAGUACCUCCUGUCGGUGCCACUGGAUUUACACCAGGGGAGAUAGCUGGUAUUACCAUCGGCUCUAUAGCCGGGGCGGCUGCUGUCGGUAAGUCUUUUUUCAAUUACAUUUUAUCCUGUGAUUCAUUAACAAGGAUGAUCAAUAAAGAUUAGGCAUUACAGUUAAGAAUGGUUAUCAUUUGGUGUCCCUUCCUUAUCAAUCCCACCAUUUUUUAAAUCUAUUUUUUGAAAGAAAACAAAGAAGUCUUUAUGACAGCCUCACUAAAAAUAAAAAAGCGAUGAACAGGAACAUGUGCGGUUAUAUAUUAAUAGAAGCACCAUAAAAUACAUAAAUCAUAAAUACCCAAUCUCUUCACGUAGCAACACUACAUUUUCAUUAGUGCCAGGAUUGUAAAGGAUACUGAGUCUGUGGUGAAGACCAAUGGUGUGCUUCUGCAGCCAUGGUUUGCCCUCAGCUGUUGUUUAUAACUUCAUAAGAUGAUCCACGUACAUGCAGAGGUUGGCUCCUGUCCUGCUGCCAGAGCCUACGUAUUGUUGUUGCCACUAUAGGUUAUUUAAUUAAAGUAAAUGUACGACUUUAGUCUCGAAAAUUUAUGGCUUUGAAAAUUCACAACUUUAUUCCAGAAAUAUCUGCCCAUUCUUAUUUCUUGAUGUGGGCCUAAUUGGCUAUUAAGUAAUCCCUAGCAACAGUCUCUUCCAUAGCAACAGUGUGCUACAAAGAAAGAACAGACUGUUUCUAUGAUGUAUUGGCCAAUCAGAAUCAAGUAUUUAAGAGCGCUGUGUUAUAAUGUCAGAUAAUAAAUUAGAGAGAGAAGUGAAACAUAUGAGACAGUUUGUAAAAGAACAAAGGAGGGCUGUAAAUGGAUGUUUUUUGAAUAUGGAAAAGAGGCGUGGCUGGAGAAACUGAAAACUUGUGGAUGGGGUAAAGGGGACUAAAGUUCUCAUGGAGGCAUUACAAGGCUGAACUGGAACAGUUUCAAAGUUCUGUUUAGGAUGCUGAACACUAAAAAGUGUAUUUCUUUUUCAGGUGGUGGCAUCUUUGGUGUGCUGAAGUUAACUGGAAAGGUGUGAGAUGAGUUUCUGCCAAACCAACGUAGCUGUAAAACUGAUGUAAUCUUCAAGUCAAUCUACCAUAAUCUGGACUGGACUCUAUGAAAUACUCUGUUGGGCUCAAAUCAGGAUAAAAGCAAGACAAAUGAUGACAAAAAAACAACAACAUUAAGUUGAUGACUUUUUUGCUCUGAUUGUCUGGUUGUAAUUGAGG